This is a messenger RNA of Pteropus alecto (black flying fox), 801 nucleotides long. RefSeq names its product CDC28 protein kinase regulatory subunit 1B (gene CKS1B). NCBI's taxonomy places the organism in Eukaryota, Metazoa, Chordata, Mammalia, Chiroptera, Pteropodidae. Gene Ontology annotation, molecular function: ubiquitin binding; cyclin-dependent protein serine/threonine kinase activator activity; protein kinase binding. The coding region runs from base 100 to 339 and encodes 79 amino acids. The record is from RefSeq and is a predicted model, not a curated record. Gene Ontology annotation, biological process: regulation of mitotic cell cycle. The transcript is spliced from 3 exons. Gene Ontology annotation, cellular component: SCF ubiquitin ligase complex; cyclin-dependent protein kinase holoenzyme complex.
CGGUGUGUUUGAAAGUGAGGCCAAAGAAGGGGGGAGCGCGUGCUUCUGGGAGUUUGGUGGUUGGCGGCGCGGGGCUGACGGUCGUCAGGCCGAGCGAUCAUGUCGCACAAACAAAUUUACUAUUCGGACAAAUACGACGACGAGGAGUUCGAGUACCGGCAUGUCAUGUUGCCCAAGGACAUAGCCAAGCUGGUCCCUAAAACCCAUUUGAUGUCCGAAUCUGAAUGGAGGAAUCUUGGCGUGCAGCAGAGUCAGGGAUGGGUGCAUUAUAUGAUCCACGAACCAGAACCUCACAUCUUGCUGUUCCGGCGACCGCUGCCCAAGAAGCCAAAGAAAUGAAGCCGGCGAGCCACCUUUCAGCCUCGAGCUUUCACAGCUGUCCUCACUUGCUAACAUCUUCCUAAUGACAUUAUGUUGCCUUCUUGUUUCUCACUUUGAUAUUUAAAGGAUGUUUAAAAUACACUGUUUGAAUGUGCUGGCGACUACUUUGCUUCCUGAGCAGAGCCAGCAGUACCACGGCCCAGCCAGACGAGUGCUCUUGGGGCUGCAGCCUCUGCCGAGUGUGACCCCAGAAACCACAGUGAGCUCUGUAUUCGACACAACACACUUGGCAGAUGGAGGAAGCCUCUGAGUAUAAAGACCAUGGCUGUUACAGGGAUUGUGUAAACUUGCCAUUUUGUUUUUUCCUGCCAGGUGUUGUAUGUAUGGCGAUCCAUGUUUCAAUGUAUUGGAAACUUUCCAUUUUAUUCAAGAAGUCUGUUUCAUGUUAAGUCUUGAUUAAAGAAGAAGUUUUUAUAAUUC